UCACUUGAACCACUCUUCCUCUUCUAUGUGCAUGCCACCAGCCUCUGUUGUCUCUCAGGCAGAGAGGAGAAAGUUGAUUCUAAUUCGGAGUCACUUCCAGCAGUGUUUAGACACACAGAGCAAGUUUAGAUUUCUUCUUCUGUCUUUUUUAUUUUUUACUUAGGUCUACUAAUUUACCCUGCUUUAUAGACAGACACCAUCCAGCCAUAGUUGCUGGUACUGUAGAGGAAAGACAGGACACAAAUAGGACUGUUACACACCUUUAUACCAAGCUGCUCACCCAGCAAUCACCAGCCAGUUGGUAAAGAUGUGGACUUUUUUCUUAGGGGUCAUAUUUGGAAUACUGGCCUCUGGCAGGACGGAUGAAAUUCAAGUUAAUUCCCGCGGCUGCAGUUUUGUUGGUGUAUUUCUGGCUGAGGGAGCGGGUCGUCACAGUUUGACCUUUGACAUGGCCAAAGCGGUCUGCGAGCAGCUUGAGACCAUCAUGGCAACUCGAGAGCAAGUCGAGCAUGCAUACAAUAAAAGCAUGCAAACCUGCAGGUAUGGUUGGAUCAGCGAUGGGAGCAUUGUCAUUCUCAGACAAACCGAGCAUGAAAACUGCGCAAAGAACAUGACUGGGCUCAUUUUUCAAGCACCUUCAACUAAUGAAACUUUUGAUGUCUACUGCUAUGAUGAAAACGCUGGUCCUAAAAAGAACUGCAGUCAAGCUUUCAAAAAAUCAGAUCAACCAGCUACGACGGAACUACAGCCUCUGACCUCAGGAACAACAGAUCCAGAAACAACUCCAACUUCCUACUUUGACAGUCAGACAGAAGCAACAUCGGAGAUGACAAAUACUAUUCCCCCUGUUUCUUCUCAAGCGGAUCUGGGCGAAGGCCGAAUCACUCUAUUUUCCACUUUCACAACAGUGGAGCCAAACCAAACUGAUGGGUCUGGGAUGGAUACAAUUUAUCCAGAGGAGAAUAACACGCCUCCAAUGAUCCAUGCUGGAACAACAAUGUUGGGUGAAAGGACAGUCACUGAGGAAGCAAAGCCUACUGGGUACAUACCUAAUGACAGUCUUGCUGAGAGUGAAAGACAAAAGAGCAGCUCAUCAGAUUGGCUGGUUGUUAUUGUUGUUAUCCUAGCAGUUGCUGCAGUUCUUCUUGUGUGUGCAGCCGUGGCCAGAAGAAAAGGCUGGUGUGGCAGAAGACAAACACUGAAUAUAACCACCAAAGAAAGCGGUGAUGGUAAUGGGGUCGCAGUUGUGCCAUCCAGCUCCAACAAUCCUGAGAGAGAACAGGAGAUGGUGACCCUUAUGAACAAGGAGAAUAUCCAGGAGAACGGCACAACAGAGGAGUUCACUGUCAUCACUUUAGAGGAGUCUCCAGAUAAAGACCAGCAGGCCUGAGGGUUGAUCAGGAAAGAGCUGAUGAUCGGGGAAGACUAUUGAGAAGGUGGAAAAGCUGGAGUUGGUGCUCAAAAGUUGUUUGUUGUUUGCUGUCAGUGGAUGGGCACUGAUUAAGAGCAUUAAAUGUGUCCUUUUGAGCUAUUGUUCAACUAAAGUAGGCAACAAAGUCUGUAUGAAAGCUUUUCAAUGGAGCAAAGCAUUUCAAAUCCAACUGUGCAUAAAUUAGAGAUUUGAACAAGGUUGGCAAAUAUGUUUAAUUACUUUUAAUGCUCCAUUUAUUUUUGUUAUGGGGCUGGGCAGUGGUUUGGAAUGGAUGAGAUGUUGUGUUUAAAAAGUCCAAAAUUCAAGCAGUUUACUUUAACUGGGAAAUAAUAAAUAGAUAAUCAUAUGAUUUUUGUUGCAUUUUAUUUAAGAGGGGAAAAAGCUUCCCUAUUUUGUUUAUAUACUUCUAUCAUUUUUGUUUGUUUCUAAGCUUUAAUGAUUUUAUUUUUGUUUCUGUGCAUACUGAGAACAUCCCCUGUUGACUGCUUUUGCUUUUUCUUUUCAGAAAACAAGGGAUGUAACAAUAACAAUCUGUUCCAAUUUAAUGAAGUUUUAUGUACAUAAAGUAAAACCUUUCAAAUGUUACAAUAACAUUGAGUGCUUUUUUGCUACGUUGUAGGAAAGGGCUUUGUCAUAUUUAGCAAGAAGAACUGCUUCCAUUUUUAGCACUAUUUAACCAGAAUCUGCACCUUAGAGGUAAAUAUUUUAGUUUUUCAAAGGUCGAAAUAGAUAGCAUUCUGAAUUAGCAUGAUUAAUGGUGUUUUAUAUACAACUAAAGAUGCUUAAUCUAGAAAUAAUGUGAUGCUUCAAUUAUGGGGAUUAAAAUGUGUUAUGUGGAUUGUGCACAAUAGAUCAAGACUUUGAGGCAAAACAACGAAAUGGGUGUCAUUUUAAGCAUGUUUAUCAAUUUUGAAAUCAAACUCAAGCUUUUUUUUUUCUUCAUGAGUGAUUGAUGCUUAUCUGUAAAUAUCGGACUGCAGGCCACAUCAGCCAACACCAAGAAACAAAUCCACAGCGGACAUAUACAGGAGCAAUGCAAAUGGCUUCUUUAUGAGAUAAAGACUAUCACAAAUGUUUGUAUGCUCUGCAAUACCACUUAAUGUGAUAAAGGAAGCUGCUGUGUUUCAUUAAUGUUUCUAUAUAAAGCUUUCGGUCUUAUGAGAAACUUUUUCUAUUGAACCUUCCAUAAUGUGGAUAUAUACCCAACAUUGUGUCCUGAUCUACCUUUUUUUCCAUAGCCAAUAUGUUUAGUUUUCAGUAUCAGGCCAAAUUAUAUAUGGUCAUUGUAAAAUACAUUUUUCUGGCUUGUUUCUUAAUUUACACUUGUUCUGAUUUGAAGAAGAGGAGUUGCACUAGAAAAGAGGGAUUUGACAAAAAGAUGUUGCUGGAAAGAUUUGUAAAGUCAAAAUAAAUGUGUACAGACAUUGAUGCACUGGAA
This is a messenger RNA of Cyprinodon tularosa, 2870 nucleotides long. It is a transcript of the gene cd44b, whose product is annotated as CD44 molecule (Indian blood group) b. The record is from RefSeq and is a predicted model, not a curated record. Lineage: Eukaryota; Metazoa; Chordata; Actinopteri; Cyprinodontiformes; Cyprinodontidae. The coding region runs from base 308 to 1390 and encodes 360 amino acids. Gene Ontology annotation, molecular function: cytokine receptor activity; hyaluronic acid binding. Gene Ontology annotation, biological process: inflammatory response; positive regulation of ERK1 and ERK2 cascade; cell adhesion. Gene Ontology annotation, cellular component: macrophage migration inhibitory factor receptor complex; basolateral plasma membrane; plasma membrane. The transcript is spliced from 8 exons.